UAAGUUUAGGAGUAGCUAUUUAUAUAUUAUUUUUCUUCACAGCCUCAUGACUCAAUGACAGGCAUGCUAGUUCUUUCUUUUUAUACCACCAAAAGAAGUGGCUUUUUUUCUUGGGUCUGACACAAAGAUUUUCGAUGAAUGGGAUUCUCGCAUGGAGAGAAAGCAAGAAGAGUUGGGGUUGCAAUUUGAAGAUCAACUUAAACAAAAAGAAAUAAACCCAAUUGAGGUUCUGUUUUUCUAGUAGCACUACCAGCCAGCAUAAGCCGCCUUCAGCAUCUGGGUUUAUCUGGUACUUGUGAUAUUUGAUAUACAAUGACAAUGAGGGGAGCAAAAGCUGCUCUCUGUUUCAUGGCAUUUCUGUGGUCUUGGACGUAUGGAAAUGGAUUGCUUUCUCCCAAAGGUGUAAACUUUGAAGUUCAAGCUUUAAUGGACAUAAAGGAAUCUCUGGUGGAUCCUCAUGGUGUGUUAGAUAAUUGGGAUGACGACUCUGUUGAUCCAUGUAGCUGGACAAUGGUCACUUGCUCUCCUGAAAGCCUGGUUAUUGGCCUAGGCACACCUAGCCAAAGUUUAUCUGGCACCCUUUCUCCAAGUAUUGGCAACUUGACAAAUCUUCAGAUUGUGCUCUUACAGAACAACAACAUAACCGGAGCAAUCCCUCGGGAUAUUGAGAGGCUCUCAAAGCUUCAUACACUUGAUAUUUCCAACAACUUCUUCACUGGGGAAAUUCCCUCCUCUCUUGGCCACCUGAAAAGCCUUCAAUACUUGAGGCUUAACAAUAACAGUCUCACCGGAGCAUUUCCCGUGUCGUUGGCUAACAUGAGCCAGCUUGCCUUUCUGGACUUAUCCUACAAUAACCUGAGUGGCCCUGUGCCUAGAUUUGCUGCCAAAACGUUCAACAUAAUUGGAAAUCCUCUGAUAUGUGCAACGGGGGCUGAAGCAGAUUGCAAUGGGACGACACUGAUGCCAAUGUCCAUGAACCUGAAUAGUACACAAACUACUCUUCCUGGAAGACCUAGAAGUCACAAAAUAGCGCUUGUGUUUGGUUUGAGCCUUGGGUGCCUCUGCCUCAUUGUUCUUGGAUUUGGAGUAGUUAUAUGGUGGAGGCAAAGGCGCAACCAACAGGCAUUUUUUGAUGUUAAAGACAGGCACCAUGAGGAAAUUUCCCUUGGGAACUUGAAGAGAUUCCAUUUCAGAGAACUUCAGAUUGCAACACACAACUUCAGCAGCAAGAACAUACUAGGAAAGGGUGGCUUUGGACAUGUGUACAAAGGAACGCUCCCAGAUGGAACUUUUGUGGCAGUCAAGAGGCUUAAAGAUGGUAGUGCACUUGGUGGAGAGAUUCAAUUCCAGACUGAAGUUGAAAUGAUCAGCCUAGCUGUUCACCGCAACCUUCUCAGGCUAUAUGGUUUUUGCAUCACGCCAACAGAAAGACUUCUAGUUUAUCCAUACAUGUCCAACGGCAGUGUUGCUUCCCGUCUCAAAGGGAAACCAGUCUUGGAUUGGGGCACUAGGAAGCGGAUUGCCUUGGGAGCUGGAAGAGGAUUAUUGUACCUUCACGAGCAGUGUGACCCAAAGAUAAUUCACAGGGAUGUGAAGGCUGCAAAUAUACUUCUGGAUGACUACUGUGAAGCUGUGGUGGGAGAUUUUGGGUUGGCAAAGCUUCUGGAUCACCAAGAUUCACAUGUCACCACAGCUGUGAGGGGUACCGUGGGGCAUAUAGCCCCUGAGUAUCUUUCUACAGGACAGUCCUCUGAGAAAACAGAUGUCUUUGGAUUUGGGAUCCUUCUACUUGAACUAAUCACAGGCCAGAGAGCACUAGAAUUUGGCAAGGCAACUAACCAGAAAGGAGCCAUACUUGAUUGGGUUAAAAAGAUUCAUCAGGAAAAGAAGCUUGAGGUGCUUGUGGACAAGGAUCUCAAAACCAACUAUGACCGGAUUGAGCUUGAGGAAAUGGUUCAAGUAGCACUCUUGUGCACUCAGUACCUUCCUGGCCAUAGACCCAAAAUGUCUGAAGUGGUAAGGAUGCUUGAAGGUGAUGGACUUGUGGAAAGAUGGGAAGCCUCUCAAAGAGUUGAAUCAACAAAGAGCAAAGCCCCUGAGUUUUCAUCCUCAGACCGAUACUCUGAUCUCACUGACGACUCUUCAUUAUUAGUGCAAGCAAUGGAACUCUCUGGUCCAAGGUGAUUUCCUACUUGAAAAAUUUAUGCUUUAAAAGAAAGCAUAUCAUAGCAACAAGUUAUAGUUGAAGCUAUUAGGUUACAUGGAUAUUAAGAGUUUGUGUUGUAUAUUAGCAGGGUGUCAGAGCUUAAAAAAUUUUGAUGUUUUUUUUUU
Prunus mume (Japanese apricot) is the source of this 2331-nucleotide messenger RNA. Its product is annotated as protein CLAVATA3 INSENSITIVE RECEPTOR KINASE 5. Lineage: Eukaryota; Viridiplantae; Streptophyta; Magnoliopsida; Rosales; Rosaceae. Gene Ontology annotation, biological process: protein phosphorylation. The record is from RefSeq and is a predicted model, not a curated record. Gene Ontology annotation, molecular function: protein binding; protein kinase activity; ATP binding.